Molecule: messenger RNA, 3690 nt
Organism: Theobroma umbraticum
Lineage: Eukaryota; Viridiplantae; Streptophyta; Magnoliopsida; Malvales; Malvaceae
Biological process (GO): regulatory ncRNA-mediated gene silencing
Source: RefSeq, a predicted model, not a curated record
GUUUUCCCUACGGUUUUAGACUUCAGAAUCGCAACUUUUCCCAUGAAAGCUUAAGCCCUUUUUUCUUCUUCUUUUCUUUUCCAUAAACCCUUCCGUUUUGAACUCUCCAACUUUCCCGCUUCUACAUUAAGGGUUCUUUCGUUGUCUCCUAGGUUUUCUACGCGCUGUUUGGGCCACGUUUUUUUUUUAACUGUUUCUAGUCAUGUCCUCGUCGAUGAGAAGGGACUCAACAUAUUCAAAGACCAGAGCCCGGUCUCCUCCGCGUCGUUCGCGAAUUCGGGACCGGUCUUCUGGUUCGAAACGGUCCGAGGCGGAGCAGUUAUCUGGGUCGGAGGAUCAACAACAGGGCAAGAAGAGUAACCAUGUAGACGAUGACAGAGAAAUCUGCACGAGAAAACUGUCGGAGUUUAACGAAUCAUUGCGGCGGCAAGGACGGUCAACCUCCACCAAGUUCCAGUGGGACCAUCUUUUACCCUAUAAUUCCGGGAAGGCCGUGGCGGCGGCGACUACUUAUAAGCAGGAACUAGCCGUGCGGAAUGAGAGAACCACGAGAACUUAUUCGAUUAGUCCAGUGGGGAUUGUUUUAACAGAAGAAAACCGGUUCAUCGAUUCAAAGCCGCCACCUUUGAAGGAAACGAAGUGGGGUUUUAGCUAUAAUGGCGAAGAUUUCCGGUAUCCAGAGGUUGGAAACAGGGGAAUGACAAAUGAGGCGGUUGGUUUUAGUGGGGAAAAAUUGGGUUUUGAUUCUCCAUCUGUGAUAGCUGAAAUGGCUAGGAAUAAGAUCAGGAAAACUGAGAGAGUUACUGAACUUGCAUAUAGGAAGAUGGAGAGUGUGAGAUCCAGAACCAGUCUUGUCGAUUCUAUUAUCGAUAAAAUUGAUGCUGCAGGGGAAAACAGGCCAUUGGAGUUGGCCCGACGUUUUUCUUUACCUCAACAGUAUAUGACAGAACAAAAGAGAGAAGGUUUGCAUGGGGAAAGGCAUCAGCCGAGAGAAGAUUGUAGCCGUCAUGCUUUUACUAAACGAUAUCUGGGUUUUAGUGGACAAGGAGAGGACGUUGUGGGCUUUAGGAUGAAUCAUUCACAGAGCGCAAACGGCGCUUUUUUCCAUGGUGCAAGGGAGCAGUUUGAAGAAGAUUGUGGCCAUCUUUUACCUCAAAUUUAUCCUGACUUAAAAGAAAAGUCACAUGGGAAUGAGACGGAGCAAGGAAAUGAGGUUCUGGGUUGUAGGAUGAAUCAUGCUCAGAGCCAAAAUGGAGCGGGUUUUAAUGGUAAAAGCCAGCAGUUUCAAUAUUAUGUUCAUUUAACUGGAAAAUCACAUGAGAUGGAGCAAGAAAAUAAGGAUUUGGGUUCUAGAAUGAAUUGUCAGCAGAGCCAAAAGACCGCUCCUUUGCUUGGUAAAAGGCAGGAGUUGCCAGAAGAUUUUGGCUGUUCUUUACCUCAAAAUUAUCUUAAUUUGGCCGGAGAAUCACAUGUAAUGGAGCAAGCAAAUGAUGCUUUCAGUCCUAGGAGGAAUCGUCCUCAGGCCCAAAAGAAGGUGCUUUUGACUGGUGAAGGCCAGGGCUUAACAGAAGAUUACGGCCGUACUUUACCUCAACAUGAUCUUGAUCUUAAUGUUGAAUCACAGGAGACGCAGCAAGAAAAUGAGCUCCUGGGUAUUAGGAUGAAGCAUCUUCAUAAACAAAAGGAAGCGCCUUUGCAUGGUGAAAAGCCAGAACCGCUAGAAGAUGGUGGUCAUCCUUUACCUCGAACUCAUUUUGGUUUAAGUGGGGAAUCACUUGUGAUGGAGAAAGAAAAUGAAACUAUGGCUUCAAGGAUGAACCAUCCUCGGGACCAAAAGGGAGCUAAUUUUAAUUGUGAAAGUCUACAGUUGCAACAAGAUUGUGCCUUGGAAAGCAAUUCCCUGCCAAAGCAGGAUGAUUAUGUAUAUACAACUGAAGGCAGCACUGAGCAAACUUCAGUAACAGAGGAGAUACGCAUCAAUAGCCGGUCUUUGAAGACACAUCCUAAGAAACGUAUUAUUGACCUGAGAAAGAUUACAGAGAGUCGAAUAUGUGCAUUACCCCGGAGUUCGGAUGCCUCAGAUGAUGAGAUUCUUGAUAUUGGAUACGGAGGUGAACAAUGGAGUAAUGAAGAUUUCGAGCAAACAUUAUUGCUAAGAAAUUCAGGACCUGAGCGCCCCCAAGAUGGGAGGGCUACUCUGCUUGAUGAGUUGCCAAGUCAAAGGAACGUUUUUGACUGUGACUAUCAGUUUUCCUCUCCUCAUAUGCAAGAAUUUGCACAACCUUCUAAUAGGACAAGUGUAAAGCAGCGUUUGGGGCCGCCUUCUCAUGUUCAUAAUCCAUAUCCUUCUACUAGGAAACGUAUAAAGCAGCGUUUGGGACCGCCUUGUCAUGUUCAUAACCCAAAUUAUAUGCCUCGGACUCAAAGACAUAAAAUGAGGAAGCUCCUGAAGGAAAAUGUUAAUGAUUUUCAUGAAGGGGUUCAAGCUCGAGAUGUUGAUUUGCGUCAUGUGAAACGUGGAAGGACUGAGCCACCUGAGGACUCUAAGGAGUUUGAGCAGCAAAUACGUGGUGCUUUUGUUCAAUAUGUAAAAAUAUUGAAUGAGAACCCAGCUCAAAGAAGGAAAUACACAGAGAAAGGAGAAGCUGGUACCUUAAAGUGCUGUGUAUGUGGCAGUAAAUCCGAAGAGUUUGUCAACACACUAAGCUUGGUAACGCAUGCUUUCACAUCUCGAAUGGUUGGGCUUAGAGUAAACCACUUGGGUUUACACAAAGCACUUUGUUUUUUGAUGGGAUGGAACUCAGUGGCAGCUUCCAAUGGUUUAUGGAGGCAGAAGACAUUGCCUGAUGUUGAAGCCUUGGCUAUGAAGGAGGAUCUUGUUAUCUGGCCUCCAGUUGUUAUCCUGCACAAUAGUUCUAUAGCAACUACUAAUUCCGAUCAUCGGAUUAUAGUAAGUAUUGAAGAGAUUGAGGCAUUUCUCAGAGACAUGGGAUUUGGCCGGGGAAUAUCCAAGGUGUGCCGCGGGAAACCUGCAAAUCAGAGUAUUAUGACAGUGAUCUUCCAUGGAACCUUUUCAGGGCUGAAAGAAGCAGAGAGACUUCACAAGCUUUAUGCUGAGAACAAACAUGGGAGGGCUGAAUUCCAGCAAAUCAAUUGCAGCACUGGAGAAACGAAGAAAGUGCCACUAGACAAGGUUGAAGAUGUUCUAUAUGGCUACUUGGGAAUUGCAGGUGACUUGGAUAAACUUGAUUUCGAGACAAAGAGUCGUGCCUUAGUUAAAAGCAAGAAGGAAAUCUAUGCCACUGCCGAUGCCCUUCUCGACAUUGACUGAUAAAUUUAAGGGAAAUACAAGUAAAUACUUAGGUGAACCUUCUCUCUCUUGCUAUUUUGCAAAGGGCACAGGCAUAUGUCCAGGCCUACUAACUCAUGCUGUCACGUUUGUUAAUGAUGAAACUAACUCCAGUUUCAUCACUAAGAGGUUAGGGUCUGUUUGUUCACCACUAAGAGGGUAGGGUCUGUUCUAGGAAAUGUUAGUUGGUAGAGAGUUUGUUUUCAGUACAAACUGCGUAUGUUAUUUUGAGAUUAGCUGUGUAUGUUUUAUUGUUUACCUUGCUAAUCAACCUCCAUGCUGAUGUUACCAGACAAUGUAGACAAGAAAGAAUAACUUUAAUAUAUCAAGCAUUCAUAUUA